Molecule: messenger RNA, 766 nt
Organism: Mercenaria mercenaria
Lineage: Eukaryota; Metazoa; Mollusca; Bivalvia; Venerida; Veneridae
Product: DNA ligase 1-like
Exons: 1
Source: RefSeq, a predicted model, not a curated record
AAAAAGAAGGAAGCAGAGGAGAAACAAAUAAAUGGCGAGAAAAAUAAAAAGGAAAGAGAAAAUCAGAAAUCAAAGAAUGAGGAAAAUGAAAGGAAGGAAAAAGAUGAGAAAGAGAGACAGAAAAAUGAGGAAGAAAUUAGGAAAGAAGGAGAGAAAAGGGACAAAAAUGAGAAAGAAAGCAGGAAAAAGGAGGAAAACCAAAAAGAGGGGGGGAACAAGAAUAAGAAUGAGAAAGACAAAGAAAGUAGGAAAAAGGACGAAAAACUAAAAGAGUGUGAAAACAAGGAUAAGAAUGAGAAAGACAAAGAAAGUAAGAAAAAGAAGGAAAAAUAGAAAGAAGAUACGAAAAGAAAGAAAGAUGAACAUAAGAAAACUGAUAAAGAGAAGGUACUUAAGAACUCGUAUAGAGAAAUUGAAAUAAAAGAGGAUGAAGAGAUGAUUGACAUUGAGAAAGUUCAGGAACUGAAAGAAAAUAGAAGAAACAGAAACAGAAAACUACUAUGUGAAAAGAUUGACAAAGAUUUUCUAGAAAAUGUUGGAUAUGAAUAUGAAAUUAUAACAAUUAUCAAGAAAUAUAAAAUAGAAAACAGAUGUUAAAGGAAAACUGAUGUGAUAACUAAUACAGAAAACAGAUUGCUGGAGAUCAAGAUGACUAAAGGAUUAACAUAACAUUAACAUUUACUAAUAGGAUAUCUUAAACAUUAACUAUUUUAAUUUUGGUACAAGUACAUUGUGUAUUUAUAAACAUCACAAUUAUAGACACUUU